Messenger RNA from Cadophora gregata, 1675 nucleotides. RefSeq lists its product as uncharacterized. Gene Ontology annotation, molecular function: oxidoreductase activity. The record is from RefSeq and is a predicted model, not a curated record. The transcript is spliced from 4 exons. Lineage: Eukaryota; Fungi; Ascomycota; Leotiomycetes; Helotiales; Ploettnerulaceae. The coding region runs from base 604 to 1320 and encodes 238 amino acids.
UAAAUAUAUCUGCUGCAAAAUACAUCGAAGUGAAUACAGAGUAAUUUUGCAUUCACAUCACAGGAACUGUUCAAAAGAAAGCAAUGCGCUUGAUGAAGCAUUGCCCAAUCACAUGAUGUACUAGCUCACAUGAGGUCACCAGCUAGGUACCCAGGGCAUCCUCUUCGUCAAGGCAUAUGUGCAUAUGUGCUUCGGAGUUUGCAAAAUUUCGUCACACUAUAACCUAUGUCAAGGUUACAACUGAUUCAGCAACAUCUGGCGAAUGCGAGAUCAAUUUCGGGGUUAAGUAAAACAAUGGCGGCCAUUACAUAACUCCAAGCAGCGAAUGAAUUCGGGGUUUGACAUUCCUACUCUGGGAUAUGGCGUAUGUAAAAUCAGUAGCCCUCGGUGCCAACCAUCUCUAACAGCUAUACAGGUAUACAAAGUGCAAGUAAAACAUAUUGGCAGUCACUUUGACUUUUCACUGAUUCCAGCCAAAGUCCAGCAGAAAUUUGCGGUGAAGUAGUAACACAGGCAUUGAAAGCUGGGUAUCGUCAUGUUUGAGACUCCUCCCCGAACUAGCUUUCAUGAUAUGACUGAUACUACCAGGUUGACUGUGCUGCCAUGUACCGCAAUGAGAAACCAGCUGGGAAAGCCAUUCUGGACUCUGGCAUCCCUCGCGAAGAAGUGUUCUACACCAGCAAAGUUUACCAGCCAGCUCUGACUUAUGCAGGCGUGAAAGCCCAAGUAGAGUUGAGCUUGAAAGAGUGCGGCCUCGGCUACAUUGAUCUCAUGUUACUUCAUGCCCCAUAUGGUGGACGGGAGGGUCGGAAGGCUGCUUGGAAAGCACUUGUCGAGUCCGUUGAAGAGGGAAAAGUCCGCAGCAUCGGUGUCAGCAAUUACGGAGUGGAGCACCUGGACGAGAUGGAGGAGUAUAUGAAGGAACUCGAAGAAGAAGGUGGCAAAGGAAAGGGUGGCGUGAUUAGCGUUGGCCAGUGGGAGAUCCAUCCGUGGAUUCCUCGAUCAGACAUUGUUGAAUGGUGUAAGAAGCGAGAUAUCAUUGUAGAAGCCUACUCACCUCUUGCCCGCGGACAAAGACUCGAUGACAAGGAUCUUCAGCCCCUGACGCAGAAGCAUGGAAAGAGUGCUGCUCAGAUUCUCGUCCGAUGGAGUUUGCAGCACGGCUUUGUGCCACUUCCGAAGAGUGAGACCUCAAAUCGGAUCAUCCAAAAUGCUGCAGUCUAUGAUUUCGAGUUGACUGAGGAGGAUCUUAAUAGCCUUACUUUCGAAAGCUACAGUCCAAGCGGCUGGGAUCCAACUGUUGCGACGUUGGAUAGAUAGAGCCACAUUUUGCUUAUUCUCGGUUGACAACGACGUAAAUAUAGUCUGUUGGCGGUAUAGUCCAAUCAUUCCACUGUGGAGUAUUUCCAGCCAUGAAUGGUACUUGAUAGAUGAAGUCCUUGAUUAUCCGCACUUGGCAGAACAGGGUACGGGAACUGAGUGAAUAGCUGAUAGCUGAUAGUGGAGGGGUUGUGUUUGCCUUGAAAGAGUUCUUGCCAAGCACAGUAAAAUGCCUGUAGUCCCGCCUUUGAAAGUCGAGACCAUUUCUUUUGUUCGGAAAUGAUCCAUCUUAUGCAAUUGGUAUCAUGGCAACGGAAUAUUCAAGUUUGGGAAUAUCGAGGGUGAAGAAUUGAAC